AUGGCAACUGCCAGAGAGACCAAGAUUGAGACUAUUUUGAAAGAAAACUUCCCGAGCGCUAGGCUUGUGUCUGUUUCUGAUGUGAGUGGUGGUUGUGGAGCUAUGUUCGAAAUAGUUAUUGAAGCAGGAGAGUUUGCAUCCUUGUCCGUUUUGCAACAGCAUCGAGCUGUUAAAAAGGCCUUGAGAGAUGAAAUAAAGAACAUGCAUGGACUUACAAUCAAAACUAAGGCGUGA
Schistosoma guineensis is the source of this 234-nucleotide messenger RNA. Lineage: Eukaryota; Metazoa; Platyhelminthes; Trematoda; Strigeidida; Schistosomatidae. The record is from the annotation of a GenBank genome assembly.